AUGGAGCUAUUCGUCUUUCGUAGACUCCAGUACGUCCGAGAUGCCACUAGCCGCGUCGAAUCGGGAGCGCUCUGUAUCCUUGCGAUUGUGCACGGCACCGGUGGCCGCAACGCCAUCAAUCGUCUGUGCGAUGCCCACAGGAUCCGCGCUCGCGUCGCCGGCGUCGAGGAGCUGCGCGACCUGGUGGCCCGAUACCGCUUCAGCGCUUCUUGCCUGGCGGAACUCUGCCGCGCUCGCCGCGCUCAAACUGGACCGCCGGCGACGACACCUUUGGAGCCAACGUCGGCGGCCUCGUCUUCGGAGCGGGUGGUUUUGGGGCUCUUGCGAGCAAACAACGCCCAGCCAGGCGCGAUCAACUCCGCCUUGCAGGCUUCUGCGGUACCAUCGAGCGCGUGGCGGGUGCGGCAUCCGGAUGCCCCGAUGGCGGCGGCCGAGGCGGAAAGGACAGCAGAGGCGACGGCGCUGGCACUCACCUUUGACCUUCGGCCGUUGCGACAAGCAAUGCCGCUCGAGCUCGAUUACAUGACGACGCAACAGCGAAUGAAUGGGAAGAAGACAGCACGGACGGAAGAGGCACAUCGACAUUGGCGUGACCGACGGCAGGCGGAUCGCCUGGCCCAGGAAGAGACUCCGCACGGGCGCGACUAA
Messenger RNA from Moesziomyces aphidis, 648 nucleotides. The record is from the annotation of a GenBank genome assembly. NCBI's taxonomy places the organism in Eukaryota, Fungi, Basidiomycota, Ustilaginomycetes, Ustilaginales, Ustilaginaceae.